This is a messenger RNA of Parascedosporium putredinis, 615 nucleotides long. The record is from the annotation of a GenBank genome assembly. NCBI's taxonomy places the organism in Eukaryota, Fungi, Ascomycota, Sordariomycetes, Microascales, Microascaceae.
AUGCUCAACCCCCCUCCUCUGCGACCGGCUGACGUAGCACUCGUCCCCAUCCCCUCCUCCAACAAGUCCCCCUCACGGUCUCCCCUUCGUCGUCCUCCCAACCGCCCCGACCCUACCCUACAACUACGCCGCGAUGCCCUCCACCCUCCCCCACUCCAUCCUCAACACCCCCGUCUCCUCCUCCGCCGCCGCCGCCGCCGGCCCAAACCCCGACGCCUCCGCCUCUUCCUCCUCCUCCACCACCACCCCCGGAGGCGGCGCCCGCCCAAACCCCGCUACGUCGUCUCCGCCACCGGCCAGGCCGCCAACCCCGCCGACAUCAUCGCCUCCUGCCGCGAGAUGCAGUCCCACCUAGACAAGAUGCGCAGCGACGCCGAGCGCGACCUCGCCCAGCUCAAGGACAGCAUCCGCCAGAGAGAACUCGCCGAGAAACGCAGAAUCGCCCCCGGCUGGCUCGACAGCGACGUCAGGGUCCUCGAGCCGGAGAGGAAGCACGCCGACGCCACCCCGGACAGCGGCGCCGGCGCCGCCUUGCCGGAAGGCGUGAGCGAGAUGGCGACUGACACGGACGAGGGCGCGGAGCUAGACCGGGCGUUUGGCACUUUGAAGGUCUGA